Lactuca virosa is the source of this 678-nucleotide messenger RNA. The record is from the annotation of a GenBank genome assembly. Lineage: Eukaryota; Viridiplantae; Streptophyta; Magnoliopsida; Asterales; Asteraceae.
AUGGAGGAGAAUUGCAAACAAAGAGGUGAUCGUGAACAGGGGCAAACCAGUAAACCCAUUGUUAACCCUUAUGGUAGUGACCUGGAUCUGAUUCCUACAACAUUCUAUGUUAGUAAUUUUCCAGAUACAGUGGAUUCCAAACAGUUAUGGCAGGUGUUUGCGAAAUUUGGCAAAAUUGUGGAUGCUUACAUUGCCAGGAAGCAAUCAAAGGUAGGUAAAAGGUUCGGCUUCAUCAGGUUUCUUGGUGUGCAAGAUCAGUUGGCAAUGACCAGAGGAUUGUCAAAUAUAUGGAUUGGAAACUUCCAUCUCUAUGUCUCUGUUGCUAGAUUCCAAAGGGUGAAACAGGGAGACCAGGUUAAAAUCAGUCAACCGGCUCUUAUACAAAAUGUGGGAAGGCAACAACAAUCUUAUGCCUCAGUUACUGCUGGUAGAACUAAUGAAGAUGGACAAAGAAAUGAAACUUGUAACAGGAAGAAAGUUGUUUUUGAAGAUAAGGACCUGUUGGGAAUUCAUGAAUCAACGAAGAUUUUGGUAGCUAAGGUGCGUGAAGUUACAGCUAUGCAGUAUUUGUAUAAAAUUUGUUUGAAUGAGGGAUAUGCGGGAUUAAAAAUCAGACAUGUGGGUGGUAUGUGGGUAUGGAUCGAGUUUUUAACUGUUGAAGCUUGUAUUGCAUUCUAA